AUGGGGAAGCUAUGGGUUGGUGGGAUCUUUCUCUUCUUCAUUUUUGCAACCACAAACCUCUGUUCCGGUUGCUUAGAACACGACCGGCGAGCUCUUCUUCAAUUCAAAAGCAGCCUUGCAUCAUCAGACUCUACUGCUCGACGACUACCAUCUUGGACCGGAAACAAGUGUUGCCAGUGGAAAGGCGUGAGCUGCGAUAAUGCAACCAGAUAUGUCACCAGGAUUGAUCUCGGAAGUGAUCUUUUAGGUUCUCUAGAGGGAAACGAGUUGAACUCGUCUUUAGCCGAGUUGACUCGCUUGACUUACUUGGACUUGAGUGGGCUCUAUUUCCGUAGCAGCCCGAUUCCCAAGUUCGUCGGGUCGAUGACCCAACUCCGGUUUCUGAAUCUUUCUUCCGCGGGCUUUUCUGGCGACAUUCCUCACGAAAUCGGAAAUCUGUCGAGUUUGCGCGUGCUUGAUCUCAGCGACAUGGAUUUAGUCGUUGAUGAUGUCACAUGGUUGUCGAGUCUUUUGGCACUCGAACAUCUUGAUCUCAGCGGAUUGAGUGUUGGUGAAGUUGGAAAUUUUGACAAGGUACUGUUGUAUAUGGUUCCUUCUUUACGAUCUUUACGUUUGUCAGGAUGUGACCUUUCCAAUUCCCAUUUCAAUCGCACACAUCUCGAUUCCAAUAUUACGCUUUCCACCAUUCAAACACUUGAUCUUAGUAGAAAUUCAUUCCAAGGAAACUUCCCUCUGUUUGUACAAAACCUGACCUCUUUACGAGUUCUUGAUAUCUCAUACAACAGUCUUAAUUCUUCGAUUCCUGUCAUGAACGGAAUUACAGAACUGAACCUUGCCGGAAAUAGAUUUCCGGGUAUUCAAGUAACCGGGGUCUGGAGACUUUGCCGAUUAAAAAGGUUGGAUCUUGCCUUUAGUUCUAUCCGAGGGAGACUCGUUGGGCCAUCAAGUAAUGUAUCGGCAUGCGCCCAGUUUGCUCUGGAGACACUGAUUCUAAACGACAACAAGUUUAGUGGUGAAAUCCCGAGUUCACUAGAAAGGCUUACAGCUUUGAGAGGAUUGUAUCUGGAUUAUAACGAGUUGACGGGGAGUAUCCCAGAAUCUCUAGGAAAGUUAACGAGUUUGCAGGAAUUAGUUCUUUCCGGGAACCAAUUAACAGGUUCCAUUCCUACGUCUUUAGGUAACCUGAUGGGGUUAGGUAGACUAGACUUAUCUUGGAAUCUGUUAAACGGGACAAUUCCAUUCUCCCUGGGACGAUUAUCAAAUUUAGAAAUCUUGUAUCUCAACUCUAAUUCUUUGUCUUCAAUUCAGUUAUCACCAGGAAACCUAAACCUAUCGCAACUCCGGUUUCUUGAUUUAUCAGCAAACUUAUUGCAAGGCUCACUUCCGGAUACCAUUGGACAGCUUUCUAAACUUGAGUUUCUUGAUAUAUCUAACAACUCUUUCUCCGGUGUAGUCACCGAAGCCCAUUUCACAAACACAUCCAUGUUAAAACACUUGGCAGCAACCUCAAACCACCAUUUGAGUUUCAAGAUUUCACCCGAUUGGAACCCUCCAUUCCAAAUACGAAACGUUUUCCUUAGAUCGUGCAAAAUUGAAUCGGGAUUUCCACAAUGGAUUCAAACUCAAAGGAGUCUCGUGAUUCUGGACCUUUCAAAUACUAGCAUGUCAGGACAUCUUCCAGAGUGGCUAUGCGAGCUCCCGAUCAUCUCGAUCCUCGAUCUUUCCCACAAUUUUCUUGAAGGUCCAUUGGCAAAUCUUCCAUCCAACCUUACAACGGAUUCCUCGAGUUCCUUUCCAUUUAUCGAACGGUUCGCUGAUUACAAAACACUGGGAAGAUUUUUGCUUCUUAAGAACAAUCUAUUCAACGGAUCGAUUCCGGAUUCAGUGUGCAAUGUUACGGAUUUAAUUAUCCUCGAUCUUUCUAGAAAUAUAUUAUCGGGGACCAUUCCGGAUUGCUUCGGAAACCUCCAAGAACUGAGUAAUAUGAUAUUAAGUUCCAACCGGCUAUCGGGUGUCAUUCCAAGCUCUCUAGGCAAUCUUGGUUCUUCACUACGAUGGCUACAUCUAAACAACAAUAGCUUCCAUGGCGAACUUCCGGAAACUCUAGCAAAUUUCACAAGUUUGGAUGUGUUGGAUUUGGGCGAAAACCGAUUCUCUGGAAGCAUACCCAAAUGGAUUGGUGAAAAGCUCAAGAAUCUGGUGGUUCUCAGGCUACAUAAGAACAACUUCUCGGGUCAAAUUCCUGUAGAGUUGUGUGAAUGCACCGACCUCCAAAUCAUGGACGUUGGAGAUAAUAAGUUAACCGGAACCAUCCCUCAAUGCUUUCAGAACUUGAAAGGAAUGAUGGGAGGCAACUCCAAUCUUUAUUUUGCAGGUGGGUUCGAGCAGAGUUUGGUUCAGGUAAUGAGAGGGGUCCAAGUCGAUUACACAACCAUAAUGGUAUACGUUAUCAACAUGGACCUUUCGAGCAAUAAUCUGGUUGGGGAAAUACCUGAAAACUUGGUACUUCUUUCUGGAUUGUUGGGUCUUAACUUGUCAAACAAUCAUCUCACGGGUCGGAUUCCUGAUAGAAUCGGUGAUAUGAAUUCGAUAUUCUCUCUCGAUCUUUCUGGAAACAAUCUUUCGGGUACAAUCCCACAAAGUAUAUCAUCAUUGACGUUUCUUAGUCAUCUGAAUUUGUCACACAACAUCUUAUCAGGGAGAAUUCCAACAGGAAGUCAGCUCCAGACGCUCAUUGAUCCAUCCAUUUAUGCUGGCAAUAGCGAGCUUUGUGGCAGUCCACUAUUGGUCAACUGCAAUCGUGAUCAAGUCCCAGAAAAUGGUGGAAAUGCUCAGGAAGAUGAAGGCGGUGAUGAUUCUGAGAAGAUAUGGAUUUACUCUGCAACUAGCGGUUUCACGACAGGGUUUCUGGGAAUUUUGGGGAUUCUGGCGCUUAAGGACAGGUGGAGAGUUGCUUUAUUUAAUUUUCUUGGAGGUUGCAUCGGCAUGAAACUGUGA
Lactuca sativa (garden lettuce) is the source of this 2997-nucleotide messenger RNA. RefSeq lists its product as uncharacterized. Gene Ontology annotation, molecular function: protein binding. The record is from RefSeq and is a predicted model, not a curated record. NCBI's taxonomy places the organism in Eukaryota, Viridiplantae, Streptophyta, Magnoliopsida, Asterales, Asteraceae.